Molecule: messenger RNA, 417 nt
Organism: Gordionus sp. m RMFG-2023
Lineage: Eukaryota; Metazoa; Nematomorpha; Gordioida; Chordodea; Parachordodidae
Exons: 1
Coding region: 1-417 (138 amino acids)
Source: RefSeq, a predicted model, not a curated record
AUGUUACAACCAACUAUUCUAUACAGUUCGGAAACAUGGCCAACUUUAAAAUCAGACGAGAGAAGUCUACAAACUAUGGAGAUGAGAAUGCUGAGGAUGAUUGCUAAGGUAACAAGAAAGAAUAAGGUACGAAGUACAAGAAUACUAGGAAGUUUAGAGGGAGUGACCAUUAAGACCAAGAUAUUGGUAAACAGACUUAGGGGGUAUGGACACACAAUGAGAAGGCCUAUGAAUUACAUAGGAAAUAAGGUUGAGAAUUUAGAAGUAAAAGGCAAACAUAAAAGAGGAAGGCCAAAACUUCAAUGGGGCCAUAAAGUUAGAGCCAAUAUAAAGAAGUAUAAAUUAGAUAAAAGAGAUACUAUGAAUAACAUAAAGUGGAGAGAGAUAUUGAAGGAGCUUACCACCAGAAAAGGUUAA